Larimichthys crocea (large yellow croaker) is the source of this 698-nucleotide messenger RNA. Its product is annotated as ovarian cancer G-protein coupled receptor 1. The transcript is spliced from 2 exons. Gene Ontology annotation, molecular function: G protein-coupled receptor activity. Gene Ontology annotation, cellular component: plasma membrane. The record is from RefSeq and is a predicted model, not a curated record. NCBI's taxonomy places the organism in Eukaryota, Metazoa, Chordata, Actinopteri, Sciaenidae. Bases 8 to 658 code for a protein of 216 amino acids. Gene Ontology annotation, biological process: positive regulation of Rho protein signal transduction; phospholipase C-activating G protein-coupled receptor signaling pathway.
CUGCUGCAUGAGCGUUGAGGUGACACCAUCUGUCGGUUUGAAUGAAGAAAUUGUAGAACUCAUUUACAUUUUCAGUCUGCUGACCAGUGUUGGCUUCAUGGUGUGUGUCGCCCUGGAAAGGUAUUUGGUCGUCGCCUGGCCACUGUGGUACCGCUUCAGACGAACCAUCAAGAUCCCUGUGGUGGUCUGUGUCGUGGUCUGGGUCUUUACUCUUGUCUUUCUCCUCACUUUCUAUUUCUGCUUUGAUGGUACGGUCACACUCACCAUAUUCGCUGUCUACCUCCUCCUUCCCUUCCCACUGCUCAUAUUCUUCAUGGUUGGGACCCUCAAAGCUCUGUCUGCCAGCACUGUCCGCUCUGAUGAAAAACGAAGAAUCGUGGGAGUUUUGGUUCUGGUGCUGCUUAUUUACACACUGCUGUUCAUGCCCAGUGUCAUCUGGUACCUGUCAGAGGAAGCAAGAAAUAACUUUACCUUUGAGUCACUGUCUGGCAUUUUUCUGAUGUUCAGUCCUCUUGCAGACUUAUUUCUGUAUGUGUUCAUGAGGAAAGGGAUCAUAGACAAGCUUUUGGCCUCUGUGUGUUGUUGCAGAAUGGACAGCAAUGAUAUCAGCAGAUCACCAGGAAAUGAUGACAACAUUCACACAGUCAGCUCUGUGUAGGCAGAGAAAGAGGGAGAGAGAGAAAGGAGAGAAAACAGAA